AUGACGACGCAGAGCGCUAUGAGAAUGGUGGAAGGUGACCAUGUGAAAAGUUGGCAGGCAUCUAGGGACACUACUGGGAUAUUUGGUUCACAUGAUAUGGCUGUUGAAGAUUUAAGGUUUCUUAUGGAAAGAAAUAGAUUGGAUAGUCGUGUUGGUGGUGGUGGUGGUGAUCAUAUCCCUAAUAGGAGUGGGAGCGCGCCGCCUAGCAUGGAAGGUUCAUUUGCAGCUCUUAGGAAUCUCUUGAAACAACAAGAAGGUAGUAGUACUAGUAGCAGCUCUGAAGUUUUUAGUAGAGCUAUUGAGAAUUACGGCUCUGAGGAAGAGUUACGUAGUGAUCCUGGCUAUGUAGCUUACUAUUUGUCCAACAUCAACUUGAAUCCGAGGCUUCCUCCUCCGUUGAUCUCACGUGAGAAUCAGCACUUGCUGCGUCAUUUGGGUGGGGUUAGUGAUGGGAAUAGUAUGAGUCCAGCAGCGUCCUGGGAUGAUAUGGGGAUAAGAUCUUCAUUGCUUGCUUCUAGAACUGCGCUUUCGACACAUAGAGAGGAGCCUGAGGAAGAGGCGUCUUCAGGUGAACAAAUGGCUUAUGCUUCUUUCCCUGGUCGUCGUAAGAGCUUUGCUGAUAUCAUUCAGCGGCCUCAUUCGGCAGGGAAUCAUGCAACAGCAGAAGACGUCCAUGCCCUUUCUUCUGGUAUAGCUUCAGAAAGCACAAGAAGGUUACCGGAGGUUGAUAUAAGUUCGAAAGAGAGAUCAAACGCGAGGGUAGCCAGCCACGAGGAUAACAAUCUAUCUGCUUUUGGUGCUUCUGCUCCAUCAUCUGCUGCUUCUAGAAUGAGAGGGAACCAAGAAGAACAACAAUCUCCUGGAAGGAGAAUGCCUGUGCAAUAUACACCUUCAUCAUAUCAGGUUCAAGCUAGUCCCCCACAACAAAUGACCUAUCCGAGGAUGGGUGGUACACACGACAUGAUGCAGAACUUGCCUAGGAUUGCAACUGGCGAGGUACAUUCGAGUUUCCAAUCUCCUCAUGGUUUGACAUCGCCUCCUAUGUAUACAUCAACAGCUGCAUAUAUGACAUCUCUGAGCCCAUUUUACAAUCAUAACUUUCAGUCCUCGGGUAUGUACAUCCCUCAGUAUAAUUAUAGCGGUUAUCCUCCUACCUCUGGUGUUGUCCCUCAGUAUAUGAGCGGAUACCCAUCUCAUGAAGCUACUGUUCCUAUGCCAUAUGAUAUCUCAUCGACUUCUUCGGGCUACAACAACUCCUUCCCUCGUGGAUCCUUUUCACCUACUGGACAGAACACUCCUUUCGUGGAUCCUUUUCAGCUGCAAUAUUACCAACAGGCUCAAGCAGACCCGUAUUCUCCUUCUUUUCAUACCAGCACUGAUUCGUAUGGACAGAAAGACCAACAAGCUUCUGGCUUCAUGGCCAAUCAAGAACCUCACAGCAAUCCAUUGAGUCCAAGUUUUGGGUUGCAAAGUCCGCGGCACAUGGGGAACUACUUUGCAGUGCCGCCUGGUGUAAGAGUCAUGCCGCAGUAUCCGGGAUCACCUCUUGCUAGUCCAGUGUUGCCAUCCUCACCGGUUGGCGGGAUGAUGAGCCACUUUGGAAGACGAAGUGAAACAAGGUAUCAUCAACAAGGACCUGGUAGAAAUACAGGGAUUUACCCUGGUGGUUGGCAAGGGAACAGAGGAGGAGCCAGCAGCAGCGUAGAUGAUUUUAAAAGGCAUUCUUUUCUUGAUGAACUCAAGUCACCAAAUGCUCGUAAAAUGGAGCUGUCUGAUAUUGCAGGGCGUGUUAUUGAAUUCAGCGUUGAUCAGCAUGGCAGCCGGUUUAUUCAGCAGAAGUUGGAGCAUUGUUCUGAUGAGGAGAAGGCAUCUGUUUUCAGUGAGGUUCUUCCACAAGCUUCGAAAUUAAUGACUGACGUCUUUGGAAAUUAUGUUAUCCAAAAAUUCAUAGAACAUGGAACUCCAGCGCAGAGAGAAGAACUUGUGAAGCAACUUGCUGGUCAGAUGGUUUCUCUAAGCUUGCAGAUGUAUGGAUGUCGUGUGAUACAAAAGGCCCUUGAAGUGAUAGAUGUUGACCAAAAGACAGAACUGACUCGUGAGCUCGAUGGGAAUGUGCUGAAGUGUGUUAGAGACCAAAACGGAAAUCAUGUUAUUCAAAAGUGUAUCGAGAGUAUGCCUGCCUCUAGGAUUGGAUUCAUAAUUUCAGCUUUCCGUGGUCAAGUUGCCACUCUUUCCACUCAUCCUUAUGGAUGCCGAGUUAUCCAGAGAAUCUUGGAGCAUUGCUCAGAUGAUGAGGAGACUCGUUGUAUAAUAGAUGAAAUCUUGGAAUCCGCUUUUGCUCUUGCUCAUGAUCAGUAUGGGAAUUAUGUCACUCAGCAUGUCCUGGAGAGGGGGAAGCCUGACGAAAGGAGACAGAUCAUUGAGAAGUUGACAGGGAAUGUUGUUCAGAUGAGUCAGCACAAAUACGCGUCCAACGUUGUGGAGAAAUGUCUUGAAUAUGCUGAUAGUACCGAGAGAGAGUUGCUGAUUGAAGAGAUAAUGGGAAAAUCCGAGGAAGACAAUCACUUACUGGCGAUGAUGAAAGAUCAGUAUGCAAAUUAUGUGGUCCAGAAAGUCUUGGAGAUAAGCAAAGAUGAGCAAAGGGAGAUUCUGGUGCAGAGAAUGAAGAUUCAUCUCGAGAGUUUGAGGAAAUAUACAUAUGGGAAACACAUAGUAGCCCGGUUCGAACAACUGUUUGGUGAAGGUAGCUGUUUUCUCUAA
Eruca vesicaria subsp. sativa (arugula) is the source of this 2760-nucleotide messenger RNA. NCBI's taxonomy places the organism in Eukaryota, Viridiplantae, Streptophyta, Magnoliopsida, Brassicales, Brassicaceae. The record is from the annotation of a GenBank genome assembly.